CUGGAUCCCAUUCCAAAACAUUUACUGUGACUGAGCAGCAGCAAUGACUGAGAUUCUGGAGGAGCGGCCUAUCGGCCCGCAGUAUUCCAAUGUCUAUCUCUCGAUUUUUGUCCUUUUUUGCUUCAAACUCUUUGUCAAGAUCAGUUUAAAUAUACUGACCCACUUCUACGUGGUUAAAGGAAACCGUAAGGAGGCGGCCCGGAUCGCAGCCGAGUUCUAUGAUUUUGGCCAAGGGCACAGUUCAUGGGCAGAUCGUUCUCCACUCCAUGAAGCUGCAUGUCAGGGUCGACUGCUGGCCCUGAAGACCCUUCUCUCUCAGGGUUAUAGUGCAAAUAUCAUCACCAUUGACCAUGUCACUCCACUGCACGAAGCUUGUCUCAGAGAUCAUGUAGCCUGUGCCAGGGCUCUCAUUGAGGCUGGUGCCAAUGUAAAUGCCACGACCAUUGAUGGUGUGACCCCGCUGUUUAAUGCCUGCUCAGCAGGUAGUGUCACCUGCACAGAGGUGCUGUUAGAACAUGGAGCAAAAAUACAGGCAGAAGCGUGCCAACCUUCACCCAUUCAUGAGGCCUCCAGCAAAGGCAAGGCAGCAUGUGUAGAGGCUCUCAUCGCAUGGGGAGCAGAUGUAGAUUAUGACAUCCCGCAUCUAGGAACACCACUUUACAUUGCCUGUAUGUCCCAGGAACUCCAGUGUACACAGAAACUUCUGGAUGGAGGAGCCAAUGUGCAGAAGGGCCGUUUCCUGGACACGCCCCUGCAUGCUGCAGCACAGAAGGAUUGUCCAGAAAUCAUAAGAGUCCUGCUAGAAUUCGGGGCUAACAUCAACACUCGCAACCUGGAACUACAAAAGCCGGUGGAGACAGCACCACCCAGCAGUACAGCAGAGGGCAUGCUCCUGCUUUAUGAGGCCACACCAGUGUCUCUAUGUCAGCUGUGUCGACUGAGUAUCCGAAAUUACAUGGGCCGAUCCAGACUGCACCUGAUCCCUCAUCUCAAACUGCCUACGUUGCUCAAGAGUUUUCUCCAGUACAGAUAGACUCUCUAUUCUCUGUUUUCAUAAAUUAAGUGCAUUAAUAUAUGAAAGGUACCCAACCAUGUUUGUGACUACUAAAAAACACUAUCAUGUUGGCCAUUCUUUUCACUUCAGAUAUAUUCAAAUAUUUUUUUUAAUUUUUUUUUUAAUAUAAUAUACAGUAUAUUUUGUGCAACUAAUGAACAUCACUUAUAUUUUGGUAAAUAAUAUCUAUAUUAGUCAUUCGUAACCUGUGCAUUUUGUCAAUGUUAGCUGCAUGCGUAAUGUGAUAACACUGUGUAACAAUUUUUUAUUUUAUUUAUUUUUUUCUGGGUAGUAAGUGUAAUUUCCUAAUUGCUUAUUCCUCAAAAGUAUUGAAAAUGGCUAUUAUUCCCCACAAAC
Molecule: messenger RNA, 1411 nt
Organism: Myxocyprinus asiaticus (Chinese sucker)
Lineage: Eukaryota; Metazoa; Chordata; Actinopteri; Cypriniformes; Catostomidae
Gene: asb5b
Product: ankyrin repeat and SOCS box containing 5b
Exons: 7
Coding region: 44-1033 (329 amino acids)
Biological process (GO): intracellular signal transduction; positive regulation of protein catabolic process; protein ubiquitination
Molecular function (GO): protein binding
Source: RefSeq, a predicted model, not a curated record